AUGAAGCGAGCAGGCUGUGCUAGCGUAGCAACGCUGCCCGCAAAGCGCCCGACUGGACACUGGAGCCAGGGUCUCCUCCAGUCCAUGAGUGACCCCAGCAUGAUUGUCAUGUCAGACGACAGAAUGGUGAUGAUCAGGGACAAAUACCCGAAGGCCAGACACCACUACCUUGUCCUGCCCCAUACAGACAUCUCCAGCCUCAAAGCACUCAGCGUGUCCCACCUCCCUCUCCUGAAACACAUGCUCCAAGUAGCAACAGACUUUGUAACAGAGUUGGCAGUGCAUAAACUCGCCGUUCGAUACGGUUUACACGCACAGCCGAGCAUGGCCCGACUCCACAUGCACGUCGUGAGCCAAGACUUUGACUCUGGGUGCCUCAAACACAAGAAACACUGGAACUCUUUCACGACAGAGUUUUUCAUUGAUGCACAGAGUAUCAUUUCCUCACUGGAGGAGAAGGGGAGUGUGGAGGUGUUUGACAAGGCCACGUGUGACUCCCUGCUGAAGAUGCCACUGAGAUGCCAUGUGUGUGGGGAAGAACAGUCCAACUUUCCCAAGUUGAAGGCACACACCAAACAACACAACACCAAGUAG
This is a messenger RNA of Geodia barretti, 594 nucleotides long. NCBI's taxonomy places the organism in Eukaryota, Metazoa, Porifera, Demospongiae, Tetractinellida, Geodiidae. The record is from the annotation of a GenBank genome assembly.